Jaculus jaculus (lesser Egyptian jerboa) is the source of this 1361-nucleotide messenger RNA. RefSeq names its product parkin coregulated (gene Pacrg). Gene Ontology annotation, cellular component: vesicle; cytosol; neuron projection. The coding region runs from base 292 to 1065 and encodes 257 amino acids. The transcript has 5 exons. The record is from RefSeq and is a predicted model, not a curated record. NCBI's taxonomy places the organism in Eukaryota, Metazoa, Chordata, Mammalia, Rodentia, Dipodidae. Gene Ontology annotation, molecular function: Hsp70 protein binding; Hsp90 protein binding.
ACGAGGAGGCUCACCUUUGGAAGCUGGUUGCAGCUCUAGCCACAGGGUCCUGCCCUCUUCCCGCCCCUCCCCUCCCCUCAACUCCCUUCACCUAGGAGCUGCCAAACAUCUGGAUCACCCCGGGCACCUCGAGGGCUUGAAUUUCUACCAGUAACGCGCCUCCUUUUCUUUUUUUUCCUUCACAUUUCUUUUUAUUUUCCCCCCGACCUCCUGCUCGCUCACAUCCGUAAAACCUACUUGAUCCUACUACUACUACACUUUUUCAUAAAGAACAAGACGUGUUCUAGGAAGAUGGUGGCAGAAAAAGAAACCCUGACCUUAAACAAAUGCCCAGACAAGAUGCCGAAGAGGACCAAGCUGCUGGCACAACAGCCGCUCCCGGUGCACCAGCCUCACUCCCUGGUUUCUGAGGGCUUCACAGUCAAAGCCAUGAUGAAAAACUCAGUCGUGCGAGGCCCUCCAGCCGCUGGGGCGUUUAAAGAAAGGCCAACAAAGCCCACAGCAUUUCGAAAAUUUUAUGAGCGUGGAGACUUCCCAAUUGCCCUUGAGCAUGAUUCCAAAGGAAACAAAAUCGCCUGGAAGGUAGAAAUUGAGAAGCUGGAUUACCACCAUUACCUGCCUCUGUUUUUUGAUGGGCUCUGUGAAAUGACAUUUCCCUAUGAAUUUUUUGCUCGGCAAGGAAUCCACGACAUGCUGGAACACGGGGGGAACAAGAUUCUGCCUGUCAUUCCACAGCUCAUUAUCCCGAUAAAAAAUGCCUUGAACCUCAGAAACCGGCAGGUCAUCUGUGUCACGCUCAAAGUCCUUCAGCACCUGGUAGUAUCGGCGGACAUGGUGGGCGAGGCUUUGGUACCCUACUACCGUCAAAUCCUCCCCAUCCUGAACAUCUUUAAGAAUAUGAAUGUGAACUCGGGGGAUGGCAUCGACUAUAGCCAGCAGAAGAGGGAGAACAUCGGUGACCUCAUCCAGGAGACGCUGGAGGCCUUCGAGCGCUACGGAGGGGAGGACGCCUUCAUCAACAUCAAGUACAUGGUGCCCACCUACGAGUCCUGCUUGCUGAACUGACCGGGAGCCGCGAGGGAGCCGCCCCCGGCACCGCCGCCACCCGCCCCGCUGCUCAUCCCUUGUGACCUCCACAGCGCGCUUCCUCCAGCUGCGGAGAGAGCGGCUUCGGGGCCAUUGGACUGAUAUCCCUAUUGAGAGCAAGGCUUUCCAAUACAUAAAUAGUGCCUGUUUCUUAGAUGACAAUAGUGUACUGUGCUUAUUUGUUCUAGAGAAGAAUUGCUUCUUUCUCCAGCUCGGAUGGAGGCAGGAGUCUGAGUUAAACCUUCAGUUGUAUAGACAAUAAAACUAUAAUUUUC